Molecule: messenger RNA, 4446 nt
Organism: Rhagoletis pomonella (apple maggot)
Lineage: Eukaryota; Metazoa; Arthropoda; Insecta; Diptera; Tephritidae
Gene: Pdzd8
Exons: 11
Coding region: 1-3630 (1209 amino acids)
Biological process (GO): mitochondrial calcium ion homeostasis
Cellular component (GO): mitochondria-associated endoplasmic reticulum membrane contact site
Molecular function (GO): protein binding; lipid binding
Source: RefSeq, a predicted model, not a curated record
AUGCCACGCCAUGAAACGGAAUGUGCUAUAGCGACUACGAGAAUUUAUUCCGCUCAUGAGCUUGACCAACGGUAUCAACAGCAUACCGGUUAUGCAACCAGUGAACCGCAUAUGCCGAUGGCUUAUGAUCUGCAGCAUCAGUACGCAACAGCAGCAGCAACAGCAGCAAAAACACAGCCUGAACAGCAUUUGUAUCAUACGUUCUGUGAAUACGACUUUCUUAUAACAUUCUAUCGACCUGCUGCUGUUGAUGCCUCUGUUGUUGAUGUUGUCGAAGUACUAGACGUUGAACUAGUAGUCGAAGUAGUCGAAGUAGUGGAAGAGGUCGAAGAAGUGGAAGAGGUGGACUCAGUGCUAGUGGAGAGCUGUGAAUAUGACUUUCUUAUAACAUUCUAUCGACCUGCUUCUGCUGAUGCCUCUGUUGUUGAUGUUGUCGAAGUACUAGACGUUGUACUAGUAGUCGAAGUAGUCGAAGUAGUGGAAGAGGUCGAAGAAGUGGAAGAGGUGGAUUCAGUGCUAGUGGAGUUUACCAUUAUAGGAGCGGCUCUGAUACUUUUGCUGCAAUAUUACCUUUAUUUACGAUUUUCCAUACUUCCUGAGGAGAGUGCCGAACAAAAGGAUAUCAACACAAAGUAUUCAUUGCCUGCGACAAUUCAGCAGACAGCACGUGCCAUAAAUCUAUUGCCACCUACCGCAACGCCAGCCGGACACACACAUACGGGUACACUUGGUGCGACAGAUGCAGCGCCUUUAAUGUCAAUUAAUUUUGUGAUGCAAUUCCUGUUUCAUGAAUUGAAAAAUUCCAGUCGCGUGCGCAAGUGGUUCUAUCGUAAGCUAUCGCUGGAACUCGAUGAGCUGUUGGCGAAAACAACGACUGGCAAAUUAUUCGAUAAGCUGACGAUUAAAGAACUGGAACUAGGUGAUCAAUUUCCAGAGAUAAGAACUUUACGUGUACAUAAUGUGGAAUUAGACGAUGCCGGUGAUCGUAUUGAAAAUCUCGAUCUUCUGCUUGAGAUUCAUUACACCGGCAAUUUUCGCACUUCCAUCGAUGCUGAUAUGGUGCUGGGCAAAAAGGGAUCACUCACUUUAAUUGUGAAACAAUUAUCAGGCUUGGCACGUCUCCAAUUUACGCGCGAACCUUACACCCAUUGGUCGCUUAGUUUUCUCGGUGAUCCAGAAUUGGAUUUAGCUGUCGAGUCCAAGUAUCAAGGCCGCCAAAUGCAAUCAAAUAUAACCAGCCUAAUCUCCAAUCAGAUACGAAAGGCUGUACGCCGCAAACACACGCUCCCCAAUUAUAAACUACGCUACAAGCCAUUCUUCCACAAAACUCCCGAAGAAGACCCUGGUGAUGGUGACAUACAACCCAACGGCACGUUGGAGGUUAAGGUGUCGGAAAUAUCGCGACUUAUGUGCUCAGAAGCGGGAACUGAUAUUUACUGUACUUUGACUUUGGCCUCGCUGGCAUUUGUCGAGAUACGCCAGAAAGAUAAUCGCAAUGUGGUUGUUUCAAUGGAUGUGGAAAUACAUAAAGCAAAAAAUCAGCAGAUUGGCAUACUUUUUAGGCAAAUACCUGAGAUAGGCGUCGAAAUUGAAGCAGUGCUACCCAACACGCCCGCUUGCAAGUCGAAUUUGCGCCCAUGCGACAUGUUGAUCGCCAUCGAAGGCAAGCGUGUACAGACUAUCCAGCAGGUGGCGAAAGUUUUCAAGGGUUUACAGGCCUCAGCCUUCAGGCUGCGCAUUGAGCGCAUCAUACCGGGUAUCAUAAGAAACGAUGCCAUUUUGGAAGAUCUUGAAUUAUACGAAGACUUGGGAGAUGCGCAUACGGGCUAUGGUGGGGUUAGGGCAUCAAUUGAGAUGGAUUUUGGAGGGAAGCAGUCAAUCUCGCGUCCAGGCACAGGUGAAAGGGGUACCUCCAGCGAGUCUAGCCUUGGCAGUACACCAACUAAUUCACCUAAGAAAACAAAGCUUAUUACAAAGGCAUUAAGGAAAACUAUAAGUCGCGAGAGUAGUGAACAAAGCAAAGAAAAAGAGGAAGACUAUAAGGCUAGGUGCAAGAUGUUGGCGAAACUGGAAGAGAAAUCCCGUGGUUCGCCGAAAACUAUGGGAGAUGGCAUGAGCGAGCUAGAGCACUACUAUCAGCAUUCGACGGUGGAUUGCAGCAUCAAUCGCCUCAUCCACAUGGAUGACGUGGGCCUUUUCAAAUUGGAUGAGAAUUCACGUUUCCUAAAUAUUGGCGUUUAUCUGAAAUGUGCCGGUGACAGUUUGUUGCUAGGCUUUGUGAAUAUAGCAGUGGGACAGAUUUUAGCUGAAUGCUGUGAGACAAGCUUGGUGCAGUGCUGGAAGAAAUUCGAACUCAGUCCGCCCAUGCCGCAGGAUUUAAAAACUCACAAACUAUCUAGUCAAUCAGGCUUCAAUGCAGACUUGUGUUUUGGCGAUAUGCUUCUCGCCUUUACAUGGGAUGGUAAUCCAAAUCUGCAACUCGGUGAAACAGCAACAAAACAGAUGGCUAAGUCCAAAAGCAAGAACAAUAUUGCUGCUGAGAAAAUAGACAAUGACAGUGGCAUCUUUGACACCAAUUCCAUACGCUCCACUCCCAGUUCCAGUUCGCUAACGCCAGCUACGCAAACAAUUUCAAGUCAGCGCGCACAUAAUUUUGUCCGCACGCACUUUCAGCGUGCUACACAAUGCGAUUUCUGCGGCAAGAAAAUAUGGCUAAAAGAUGCGGUACAGUGUAGCGAAUGCACAAUGUGUUGCCACAAAAAGUGUAUAACGAAAUGUCAGAAUGCAACGGUCUGUGGACCGGUCGAUUGUUCGACGGUGCUGCAGCAAAGGCAACCCUCAAUUUCUAGCGCUACUCCAGAGUUUACCGUUACCGAUGCUGAUGCGCUUGAUGCUUCCGAAGGCGAAGAGGCCAUGCCAUCAGCGGACAGUGAGGAGGUUGCGGAAACUACGUAUAUUAAAGCGCCACCAACGCCGAGCCUCGAGGUCCAUCGGUCAAGUCUGACGGGACUAUUAGCACAAGGUAUUAAGCGGGUGAAUUCGGCUAAUAAUCUCGCCAUACCUGGAAUUGUAUCCUCUUUGGCUGGCAGUGGCGGAAGCAGUGGUGGUAGUAGCGGAACGGGAGGAGGCAUGGCAGCUGUGGCGAGGAGUUUACCACCCAGUCCGCAACGCUCCCCUUCACGAAAAUCAUCGCUAGUUUCCAAUCCAUUUGCCACCUUCGAAGUGGUCACACAGCGCUUAGAGGCUAUACCCACAGACGCCUCGCAACUCAGCUUUGAGCAAAUAAACGCCAUCAGUGAGCCGAUAAUGGGCAUUUCCAAAGAUGACGACGUUAUGACUUUAGCUAAAAACGCUAGCAGAAAUCUUUAUAGUGAAGUAAUUGGCGCAGAACGUGUGGAAAAAAUUAAUCUUUUGCUAAGCAAACUUCGCUUGGCCUUGGACAGUGAAACGGCCAUGUAUUCCAGCUUGGCAUUAGCCAAUACAACGAAAGCAGAGAAUGCGGAUGCGAGCAGCACAGCUUCAAAAUCCACAACACUAGGCAAAUCGGAAGAGCGUGUCCAAGCGCUUAGCGUAAUAAUGCUAUAUCUAUGCACUGGGCUGCAGCAUGCACAGGGCGUCGAGAUGCGUUAAAAUGCGUUAAAAUUCACUGCAAUUUUAAACGAAAAUGCUUUCGAGAAAAAAAUUUCUGGCGAACAAGUAAAUACUAGAUGGAAAAUUAAUAAAAACAAAAAACAAACCGAACACUGAACUGAAGGCUGAAGUAUUUAUAAAAGUGGAAUUUUAAAGUAGCGCUUAAAAAACCUCAACCGACUCUUUUAGAGAAAAAAAUACAAUCCAUUGCAAGUAGUGAAGUAAAAAUUUUUUUUUUUUAAUAAACUUAAAUAUUUUAUUGUAUGUAGAAACUUACACCAGAAGGUGCUUUAAACUAAAAUUUUGGUAAUUUUAAAAGUUCAGAAGUUAUAAGUUGAAAGUGCAUAUGCAUGAACAUACAUACAUAAAGGCAAAGCGAAUGCAUCGACUGGAAAGUAUAAGGAUGCACAAUAAAAAAUAGCGUUGUAAUAAUUGUGGUUUUACGAUAUUGGCGACAUUGGAGCUGUGUAGCGUAACUGAUAGUAUUCGUGUGUAAUCAAAGUUUAUAAGAUUAUCAUAAAAGAGGAAAUUAAAAAUGCUUAUUAAAAAAAUUUAAAGGCAAGCUUUUUUUCCCAGUAACCUAAAAAAUCAAAAAGCUUUUUCUUAGCUUACUCCUUUUUAAAAAGUAAAAAGCACCCAUUUUGCUUGUAUUUUGGUAUAUGCAUACCAGUGCACAUCGUAUUAUAUAUAGAUACAUAGUUAUAUAGGUACAAACGAAUAUAAUUGCAGUGGUUAAUGUUUAUUUGAAGCAAAUGUAAUCAUUUAAAGUAUUUCCUAGUUAUAAAAUACUUUUGUGUGUAUUUAUAGGCUGAAAAA